GGAACUGUAUUCCUCUGCCGUUGUUUCCUACCGGCAGAAUAAAUUCGCUGCACCGUCCUUGAACAGAAGGCUGAACGAAAAACAUUAUUUUUUUUAUGAGCGCAUGGAAGAAGACUGAACAUCUUACAACUCUGCAGGGUGACGUCCAGCAAAGUCUCUAAUAUGUCAGAGCUGUUUGCUUUGGCCAAGCUCCCUCUCAAGUCAACUUUUCCUUUCUGGAAAUUCACUCUUUGCAGCACUUUUAGCCAGUUAGAAUCAGGGCGGUGGCAACUGGGAGCUAGAGUUCAAAGACACACUCACGAAUGGACUAAAGCACCGUCAUCGAGGAUAAACCAGAAGCCAGUGUUUGAGAGAGCACUAGCAUUUGGAGAUAAACCUGCCAUCAUAGACAGCAGUGGAGGGCACAGCUACAAGCAGCUGUACCGCAGCAGCUUAGGACUCGCUAGCAGGAUCAAUGCUGCUCUAAAUUCUGACUUUGGGGGUCUUCAUGGAAAACGAGUCUCCUUCUUGUGUGCAAAUGAUGCUUCUUAUGUAGUGGGACAAUGGGCAGGUUGGAUGAGUGGUGGGACGGUGGUGCCACUCUACCGAAAACACCCCCCUUCUGAGCUGGAGUACAUCAUCUCUGAUUCCCAGAGCUCGCUGCUGGUGGCGGCACAUCCCUACGCAGAGAUCCUUGAGCCGCUGGCUCAGAAACUCGGACUGCCGUGUCUGACUCUACCUCCUACUUCUAACCUCAACGCUUUAGAUGGAACAGACACACGCGAGAAGGAGAUGGCCAUCACAGACUGGGCCGACCGGCCAGCUAUGAUCAUCUACACCAGUGGCACCACGGGGCGCCCCAAAGGGGUUUUACACACACACCGUAGCAUUCAGGCAAUGGUACAGUGCUUGGUUUCAGAGUGGGCGUGGUCUAAGGAUGAUGUCAUCCUCCACACCCUGCCACUCCACCACGUGCAUGGCAUCAUUAACAAGCUGCUGUGCCCGCUCUGGGUGGGCGCCACCUGCAUCAUGCUUCCUGAAUUUCAGCCACAAAAGGUGUGGGAAAUGCUGUUGAACUCCAGGGCUCCGACGGUUAACGUGUUCAUGGCUGUGCCGACAAUUUAUUCCAAGCUGAUCCAGUACUACGAUCAGCACUUCACACAGCCUCGUGUGAAGGACUUUGUCAAAGCUGUUUGCAAAGAGAGAAUCAGGUUAAUGGUUUCAGGUUCUGCUGCUCUGCCUCUUCCUACUUUGCAGCGCUGGGAGGAGAUUACGGGACACACGCUGCUGGAGCGCUACGGCAUGACUGAGAUCGGCAUGGCUCUGUCCAACCCGCUCAGGGGCCCACGGACCCCAGGAGCUGUGGGAGUGCCUCUUCCAGGUGUGGAUGUCCAAAUUGUCUUGAAUAACGCGACCAACACUACUAUAGUGGAAGGAAAUCACAAAGAGACGCGGGUUCGUGCGGGUCUGGAGGGUAAAGAAGGGGAGCUGCUGGUUCGUGGUCCGUCUGUCUUUAAAGAGUACUGGAACAAACCCCAGGAAACCAGAGAGUCUUUUACAGAUGGCGGCUGGUUUAAAACAGGGCAUUUUUCCUCCUAAGUGGCUGUGACUGCUCUGGGUCCUGAGGAACCAAGUGGUGCUCUCUUCCUCUGCCUUCCUCUUUUUUUCUUGACUGUGUGUGUGGUGGCAUAGAAAGAAGGUGCCAUCAGAGGCUUUCCCUCCCUGCAGGCCUGCACUUCACCAGAAAGGAACCAUGCUUUACUGCAGCAGCCACUUGGAGACAGGCUUUAAGUUAGCGUGAGGAAUGCUCAGGUGUGCAACAUGCAGGGAGGGGAGGGCAAGUGGAGCUCCAAGUGGUGAUGUAGAUGUCAGGAAAUAAGAGCCAGAAGCAAAGGAGAGAAUAAGUAUCGGCCUCCGAGAUGUGCUGCAGGUAGGGUUUGAAAGAGCGGACUACAAAUGCUGAGGAUGGAGUUGGCGAGGGAUGGAAGGAUGGAGUGAUUGAGAGCAAAGCAGGGCCUGACAGUCAGGAGAGAAGGGCAGAGUGUGUUUAAUUGGCUUUGCAGGCUGUAAGGACACAGAUCCAGAGUGCAGUGCGUUGCUGUCACACUCCAUUACAGCCACCGGCCACAUAAUGAGAGCCACCGCAAUCAGCUUCCCACAGACAGGUCCCUCAAGCUACAUGGACACACACACACACACACACUCACACACACAUACACACACACCAUACACACUGUGGACAUCUCUGAAGGAACCUAUCAAGCAUCUUCCUUGCCCGCCCAGCUCUUUCAGCUCCCUGAUACCAACCUCAGCAAGCACAAUGUUUUAAACCAGAUGAAGGUUUCAGACAUUCAAGGUUUGUUUUGUUUGUUCCUUUGUUUUGAUGAAAGAAUUGGUUAAAGCCCAUUCAGAGCUCAACAUGUAAACUGAAAAGUUAACAGCUAAGUUUGAUUUAUUUUUGUGUAGCAGUCAAAUGUGAAAGAGCCACUCAUGAAAAAUAUCCAUAAAACAUACAUUUCCUUAUCAGUAUCACUGUUCUCUCUGUCUAUUGCCUCAUAAAGCCACUUGUAGUGAAUCUGCAGAUUUAGAUCAUUUUUAAAGCAACAAAAGCGUUAAAGACCAGUUUAUUUUGGGAUGAAGAGCACACUGAUAUCCUUAAACUUAUUUUAUGACUAUUCUCCUAACUUGCAUGUGUCUGGAGAGCACAUGUGGAUUAACGAGGGCCACAUUCCACUUCCACAGCUGCAUAUGUGCUGGCUGUUCUGUAAACCUGCUAUUGAGCACAAUUGGUUUUUUCAUAAUGGGAUGCAGCCCUGUUUAACUCACCUAUGAGUUCUAGUCAGAGUUCCUGCCAUGAAACAGACUAGCUUAAUAAUUAUUUUGUGUCGGAUUUUAUUAUUUGGCUUUAAUGAUUCCAGGUUACACAACAGCAAGAUAUCAUUUUAGUUGUUCUACAUUGCUGCUUGGAUUGCUGGUGUAUCCAGGCAAGGCACUUACCACCAUUUAUAGCAACAAACAAAACGAAUAAUUUUUUUUUUAUCUUCUGAGCUCAGAGAUUUGGUUUGAAAAAACAACUGUACCAUUUCACACAGCUGACAAAAUCAGAAUGUUACAAGAGAUUCACUUUUUUUAAUGUAGUUUUGUACUUUUCUGUGCAACUCAUUAGUCAGAAAAGACAAAUAAAUAAAAACAAAAAGGUUGAUUUGACUUAUAGCAUUUUUGUCAUGUUUAUGUAACUUUUAGUUAAGAUCUUACGCAGUGAGAUGUGAUGACACCCGUGGACCUUAAACAUUUAGCUGUUUAAGUAGUUGAUGUUAUUUUAUAUGUAAUUGCUGUUGUUCUCCUACCUUUUCUCAAUUUAGUUUUUAUGAUUCAGUAACUCACUUUUUAACACCUUGCACUAUCUUGUAGCUUUUAAUUUAAUUAUUUUUUUUUUAUUUGUGCCAUUUCAAAUGGUUUUCAUCACUCGCUGCAUUAUUUUUUCACUUUGUUACCUUUUACCUGUUUUCUUAUUCUGUUAGUUUUAGUAGGAAUUUUUAUCCUUGAUUGUUUAUGCUAUGUCUUUGUGUAUUUUGCGUGAUUUCCAUGUUGUCACUAUGUUUUUGCUGAUAUGUUUGAGCAUACAGCACUUUGAUUAGCUGCCAUGCUAUUUUAAAUGGUGCUUUAUAAAUAAAUUGGUAUGGUAUGGCAUAAUGAAGGUCAAGGUCAACUUUAUUUAUAUAGCACAUUUACAGUCACACAGGCAACCCCAAAGUUCUGAACAAGGGUAAAAAUAAAUAAGUCAAUAAUAAACACAAUCAAGAACAAAUUAAAUCAAGGUUAAAAUAUUGUAAAAAUUCAUUUAGUGCUGAAAGAGUAUAAGAUAAAAAUGCAAGUCAAAUAAAAGCAGAGGUUAACUACUCAAGUCAACCUGCAUUAAAAGCCAGAUCAAACAAAUAUGUUUUAAGUAAUGCUUUAAAAUGCUGUGUGCUCUGUGUGGGCUGUUCCACAGACUAGGACCAGCCACAGAGAAAGCCCUGUCUCCCAGAGUUUUUAAACGUGUUUUUGGAACAAUUAAAAAAGACUGUGAGCCAGACCUCAUGUUUCUGACGGGAGUGUAGAUGGACAGUAACUCGCUGAUGUAUGGUGGGGCCAAGCCAUGAAGAGAUUUAAAAACAAAUAGGAGGACUUAGAAAUGAAUCCUGUAGUACACAGGGAUCCAAUGAAGAGAUGCCAGCACUGGGGUUAUAUGAAAGGACUUGUUGUGGAGAGUAUAUUUUUUCUCUUCUGACAACUUACAAGGCAUUCAUCCCUACUAGAGACCACUGCAAAUGUAUUUAUAAAACAACCACACUAAUAUUUACAAUGGACUGCAAAAGGCUAAAAUAAGGGAAUAAUUCAAUGAUUUGUGUCUUGUAUUUGCAACAUUUGCUGUUUUUAAUACACAUACUGUACAUGUGUGUUCAUAUGCACAUGUGAAUGUAAAUGACUUAUUUCUGGGGAGAUUUUACUCCUAUUAAAUAGGAGAAUUGCUUAGAACUGGAGGAACAGAAGCAGAACUUUCUGCUGAUGAGGAUGUCUGACAAGAAUAUACAGCUAAUGGGCAGACUGGCAGGUGAAUAAAAAGAGAAGGCAAACAAGAUGGCCAAAGAAUAGCGCGGAAGGAUUGUGAGACUUAAAAUCAAUAAAUUCUCUGCUGGUCAGAGGUGUCUUCUUCAGAGUCAGCAGGUGUUGUGUACAUGAUUGGCAGCUCUAUAGGGAAGCUGUCACCUGAGUGCUCUCCUUCCACUCGUCUUCACAAACAUCUCUGAGCCCAUUGAUCCCCUCUGGCUUUUUUAACUUUCUUUUUGUGUUCCGCAGUAGAGGCUGUCCACCGACCAGAGCUACGAUAAAUCGAUGAGAGGCUGAGAGCUUUUGUUAAUGGGUCUGAUGUACACACACAUAUACAGCUGUGGUAAAACGAAUCUCCACUUUCUUUCAAUGUUUUACCUACCAGGACAUUAUAAAAACAAUUAGAUCUUUACCAGGUUCUAAAACCAUGCAAAUGUAACAACAAGUGUUAAGAAUUACGCCAUGGGUCUGUGCUGUUAGUUUGGGUUUUUUUAAAUAAUAGAAUUAAAACUAAUUAAAAAAAAUUCUGUAAAUAAAAACAAGGACUGCCUUUUCUGCUUCCAAAAACUGAAGAGACAACGCAGCAGAGUUUUCUUACAAAAAGCUGUAAUUGCUGCUUACCAUUCUGGGAGGGCUUAAAGGUCUUUUCCAACCAACUUGAAAUCCAAUGUUUAAGUGAGGGAAGGAUUAUUUACAAGUGGAAACCAUUAAAGCUGUUGCCAGUCUCCCCCAUCGACAUAUAAAAAUUGGACAAUGGGUUUUCAUAGGCUCCAAUAACACGUUUUUGAAAAAAAAAAAGGGAGGUGGCCACCACCGCCAUUUUGACCGUGUCACAGGUUCCGUCAAGCCCAGACAAUUCCACAAAAGGGAAGAGAGGUGGAACUGAGGGUGGGGCUGUAAGGCUGGGAUCAACUGAUG
Messenger RNA from Nothobranchius furzeri (turquoise killifish), 5487 nucleotides. It is a transcript of the gene acsf3, whose product is annotated as acyl-CoA synthetase family member 3. Lineage: Eukaryota; Metazoa; Chordata; Actinopteri; Cyprinodontiformes; Nothobranchiidae. Gene Ontology annotation, biological process: fatty acid metabolic process. Gene Ontology annotation, molecular function: medium-chain fatty acid-CoA ligase activity. The record is from RefSeq and is a predicted model, not a curated record.